UGGAGGCGCGGGAGGGGGUGCCUGGGCGGCCGGGAGGGGGCCGCCUGCCUGGCGCGCGCCCUCACUCGCUCCCUCGCCUUCGUCCUGCCGAGUGGGGCUGAGGGAACCCCGCGGUGGCCCAGCUGCAGCCGCUCCGGCCCCGACGGAUGCCCAUUUGCCAGCCCACCGGCCCAAUCGCCGCCGCCGCCGCCAGUUAACUCGCCGUGACACUGGGAUUUCAUCAUUCGCAUUCGGCGCCGGAUUGACGCAGGAGAAGCCGCCGCGCCUCGCCAGCCACCGGCAGCAGCAGCAGCAGCAAAGGCGGCGGCCCCCGAGGCCCCCGCUGGCUCGGCCCUCCAGUCGGCUGAAGGGCCGGGGGGGUCCGGGCGCAGACGCUCGCCGCCGGCUUCCCCCUUUCCCCUCAUGCCCAGGGCCCCUCUGGAGCCGCCGCGGAACGCCGCCUAAACGCCGCCCCGCCGACAGGCGCUGAGCCGGCAGGAUGCCCGAGACCGGCCCAGACGCCCCCGGCAGCCAAGCGCAGCCCCCGCCGCAGCCGCCUCCGCCACCCCCCAAGGAGUCCCCUUUCUCCAUCAAGAACUUGCUCAAUGGGGACCAUCCGAAGGCGCCCCCCAAGCAGCCCAGGGCACUCUUCCCUCCCGUGGCCAAGGGCGCUCUGGAGGGGGCCGGCUUCGCCCUGUCGCCCAUGGGAGACCUCACCUUCCCUCGCUUCGAGAUCCCAGCGCAGAGGUUCGCCCUGCCGGCCCACUACUUGGAGAGAUCCCCCGCCUGGUGGUACCCCUACAGCCUGACCCCCGCUGGAGGCCACCUGCCUAGGCCCGAAGUUUCCCUGGACAAAGCCCUGCUGCGGGACUCGUCGCCGGCCUCGGCGGGGACCGACCGGGACUCUCCGGAGGCGCCGUCGCUGAAGGCGGAGAGCGAGGCCAAGGAGCGGGACUGCAAGAGCCCGGCCGAGAUCGUGCUGGAGGAGAGCGACGCCGAGGAGGCGCGCAAGGAGGAGAGCGGCGCCGAGGACUGGCCCCACAAGGCGCGGGAGGCCGGCGACGAGGGCGCCGACAAGAAGCCGUGCCGCAAGAAGAAGACGCGCACCGUCUUCUCCCGCUCGCAGGUCUUCCAGCUCGAGUCCACCUUCGACCUGAAGCGCUACCUGAGCAGCUCCGAGCGCGCCGGCCUGGCCGCCUCCCUGCACCUGACCGAGACGCAGGUCAAGAUCUGGUUCCAGAACCGGCGCAACAAGUGGAAGCGCCAGCUGGCCGCCGAGCUGGAGGCCGCCAACCUCAGCCACGCCGCCGCCCAGCGCAUCGUCCGCGUCCCCAUCCUCUACCACGAGGGCGCAGGCCCCGAGGGCGGCGGCGGGGGCGCUGGAGGGGGGCCCGGCGGCGGGGGGCCCUCGGCGGGCGGCGGUGCGCCCUCCAGCCAGCCCUUGCUCACCUUCCCCCACCCUGUCUACUACUCGCACCCCGUGGUCACCUCGGUGCCGCUCCUGCGGCCCGUCUGAGAAGGCUGCUCGGCCCAGCGGGACCCGCGAGGGCGGGCAGGAGGCGGGAGUCCUCCUCCGGAGCCCGGGCCGCCCUCGCCCGCCUCUCCCAGCCAGGCCCGGAGGCCGCCCCCUUUUCCCGUCGAGCCGGCGGGGGAG
This is a messenger RNA of Sphaerodactylus townsendi, 1633 nucleotides long. It is a transcript of the gene HMX3, whose product is annotated as H6 family homeobox 3. Bases 479 to 1495 code for a protein of 338 amino acids. NCBI's taxonomy places the organism in Eukaryota, Metazoa, Chordata, Lepidosauria, Squamata, Sphaerodactylidae. Gene Ontology annotation, biological process: regulation of transcription by RNA polymerase II. The transcript has 2 exons. Gene Ontology annotation, molecular function: DNA-binding transcription factor activity, RNA polymerase II-specific; RNA polymerase II transcription regulatory region sequence-specific DNA binding. The record is from RefSeq and is a predicted model, not a curated record. Gene Ontology annotation, cellular component: nucleus.